Molecule: messenger RNA, 2162 nt
Organism: Sphaerulina musiva SO2202
Lineage: Eukaryota; Fungi; Ascomycota; Dothideomycetes; Mycosphaerellales; Mycosphaerellaceae
Exons: 3
Coding region: 423-2132 (569 amino acids)
Source: RefSeq, a predicted model, not a curated record
GCUGAUGCUUGCCCAACAACUCGGACCACAGGGGCAAUGGCCUGGCUAUCCCUGUUUCGGCCAAUGGGAGCCUCACCCACACACCUGGACGUCCCUGGUUAGCGUCCUGAACAGGUUCGUCCAAGACUCCAAGCUACCCUCGAGCUGCCGUCCUGUUAAAUCAACAACUCAAUAUGCGACGUCGUGAGCAGCGUCCCAAUCUCCUCCUUCUCCCAUUGAGUUUGCGCCUUGGCGCGGGGAGCAGUCAGGGAGGCGCAUGGAGCAAUAACAAUAUCACCUCGUACACGGCCUCCUGCCUGCUUCAGGUCGGCAGUCCGUUUCUAUACCAGACAACCGCUCCUUAGUGUCCCCAAGCCCAGGGAACGAGGCACUUCGUAGACAGACAGUCGUUUCAUCCUCGAGACGGACUCUCGAACUCCACCAUGGCACCGACUGCGGCCGCCCAGUCAGCAGCAGAUGCGACCGCCGCAUCUGGCCAAACCAACUCGCCUGCGCCCAUGAGCGAGCCGUCGUGUCAGCUCUCUGAUCAGAUUUUGUCGACCAGCUAUGGCACCCACCAAGGUGCCAUAUCGCCCGAGGCAAUCCUUCGCAUGCUUCGCAACCAAGUCUGCAAUAACCCCAAGUGUGAACCUCCAGCCGCCAUCGACAAGGCUGCCGUCGUCGUCGCGAAAGAUGACUUGUCCAUUUACAAGAAGUGCGAAAUCUCCGUCGGGCUUGCGGGCGACCUGGAAGGCUACGUGUUUCGGCAGGCCGACGCAACUGAGGAGUUGCUCAAUGAUUGUUCCGAGAGCAUCGACAACAUGAUCGACCAGAUCGGCGGUGUUGCCAAAGAGUGUUGGUGGGUCGGAUCGCACAAGAACCAGGUCUAUCAGGCCGGCUUUCGAAGCUUGAAUCCCAGUGGCAAUAACUCCCUACACAUGCAGAACAAUACCAGGAUUGCUGCAACUCUCCCCGAUGUUGCCACGCCAACGGAUAUCUCGGUCAAGCACGAGAAGAACGAUCCCAAGAAGUUGAUACCAGAAGUCAUUGGUGCUGUUCUGGGAGUCAUUGCCGCCAUCAUCUGCCUCAUUGUCUUCAUAAUAUGGAAACGGAACCAACGCGAGCGAAAGCGCUGGAAAGCCGCGUUGGAGAGGCGGGCCAAGAGGAAGGCGAAGAAGCCCGGAGACGACAACGGCCACAGGAGCAAUCACAGUGCCACUCUGCUGGGCAGCGUUACGAGCGCCACGAAAAGCUGGAACCGCACUCCAGCAAUAUCGGCAGCGCCGGUCGGCGAGGGCGCAGGCAGCGGCAGUUCGAGCGGGGACAUCAAAGAGAAGGAGGCUUUCGCUUGCACUACUACUGAGAUUCCAAUCAAUGAUUGCGACAAUGACGCCGCUCUUGCUCGCAAGCUACAGAGGAAGUACGACGCCGCCCAUGAGCGAGCGAUCCAGAAUCCAGACUCCCAUGAUCGUCAACCAAAGGAAAGGGUGCAAAGUCCGCAACCCCCGGGCUACGAUACCGUCAGCGCUGGGACCGCCACGGAUAUGUAUCCAGUCCCAGAAGCCAACAGAGUCUCUCACUUCGCUCCAGCUCUGGGACCAGAUCGUUUCAGAAGACUCUCCUCAGUUACUCACGACGUCGACAACAUUCACGAUGAGACUCUGCCACCGCCGCCACCGCCGCCACCAGUGUCGCGAGGAGCAAACAGCAAGAGUCCAAUCCGACCUUGGCGCGAUGCCGAUGAGUACAUACUGCCGCAAAGCCCGCCCCCGCCACGAGAUUUCGGGAGCCCAUCUGGCUGGAGAGAUACUCUGGUCGAGGACGGCAACCCCAACAAUGCCUUCGUUUUUCCUGCGCCCUCCCCACCACAACGGCCUCUGCCAGCACGCCCUGUGCACUCGCCAACAAUAGGCUGGCGCGAUACUGCUCCACCGGACAGACCACUCCCGGAGCGACCUGGCAUGCGAAGUCCCCAACCCGUUCGGAGAAAUGCAGAUGACGUAUACGACGACGACGAGCACCAUGCAGUAGGCCCUUCAUCUGAGCCUCGUCGCGAAAGAGCCCCCACAGCGACUAGUCAGGAGCUGGCUUUACAAUUACUCUACGCAGAGUUGAGAACACUACGAGAUCAGCGCGGAGGUGGUUUCAUGUGAUACUACUACUACUACUACUACUAUUACUAC